AUUUUGUUUUACAGACACAUUGUAACCGUUGUUGGUGUCUUGUUCCAGUUUCUUCUGAUUUUUCGCAAGGCCAAGGCUGGAGACCUCAGUGCAGACAGUGGUCUGGACCAGUUGGCCAGAUUAGCGGAGAUUGACGUAGAGCAGGCUGGCGUUGGAGGAGCUAAAACCUUCUUUGAAGCGAAAAUCGAGGAACAAAAGCGCUACAAUAAAUUUGAAGAAGAAAUUCGCUCCGAACAAGAAGAACGACGACGAGAGGAAGAAGAACGAAAACAGCGUAAAGCAGCCUUUCAAGAAAAAGCCAACUUCUUUAGUCACUGCACGAGAUAGUGCUUCCAUCUAGGGAACAAUUAGCAUACUAACAACACUUAUGCAACAAUGUGUAUAUAUAUAUACAAAAAUGUCACAACGAUUUAUAAGAUAUAAACCUCACGAAUAAUUACUUCGUAAAAAGUUUUGAAUUUUUCUAGAGGAAUCAGUGGAAUGUUGUUUAAUAAUUGUGUUUUCAACAGCGUGUACGGAACGAAACAUUGUAAAAAUAGGUUGAGUUUAUAAAUUUAUUGCCUUUUAUCAAUUUUAAGGCUUAUGAAAGAAAAUAUUUAUUCUAUAAUAAUUAAACAUUACGUAUGGUCAGUUUUAUAUAUUUUCAUGUAACUAUAUUAUUUCAAACCUGUAUUAUUUGUGGAAUAUGUUUUAGUAAAUAUUUUAUAUUCGUCCUUACAGAAUUGUAUUGUACAAAAACGUGUGCGCCUUUUUUUACGAUGUUGUGUGUGUAUGUCUGUGUCUCGAAAGAGAGAAUAAAAAUACAGAGAUACUUGAUUUUA
Molecule: messenger RNA, 821 nt
Organism: Limulus polyphemus (Atlantic horseshoe crab)
Lineage: Eukaryota; Metazoa; Arthropoda; Merostomata; Xiphosura; Limulidae
Product: EF-hand domain-containing protein D2 homolog
Exons: 2
Molecular function (GO): calcium ion binding
Source: RefSeq, a predicted model, not a curated record